AUGAGGUCAGUCAGGUACAGGCCUCGACCACAGUAUGAGGCAGAGAUGGGGACUCGCUGGCCUCGACCACAGCAUGAGGACCGGACCAGACGACGUCGGGUCCACGGUGCAUGCUACUCGGGUUCCAGGACGUUCGCCUGUACCACCGUCGCCUCGCCGCUGGGAGUCGCCAUCGCCACACGUGGGGCUGUCGGCGCUCGAACCAACGGGGCUGAAAAUUGCAUCACCUACGCCAGCGUCUACUUCACGCCGCGGGGAUGGAUCCGGAGGAGCUGCGCACGCCUGCCAUGGUCGGCAGAGGGCGCGGGGGUUUGGUGUCCCCUCUCCCGUUUCCUUUGA
This is a messenger RNA of Knipowitschia caucasica, 339 nucleotides long. The record is from the annotation of a GenBank genome assembly. Lineage: Eukaryota; Metazoa; Chordata; Actinopteri; Gobiiformes; Gobiidae.